This is a messenger RNA of Glycine soja, 2855 nucleotides long. RefSeq names its product G-type lectin S-receptor-like serine/threonine-protein kinase At1g11300. The transcript has 7 exons. Gene Ontology annotation, biological process: recognition of pollen; protein phosphorylation. Lineage: Eukaryota; Viridiplantae; Streptophyta; Magnoliopsida; Fabales; Fabaceae. The record is from RefSeq and is a predicted model, not a curated record. Bases 72 to 2663 code for a protein of 863 amino acids. Gene Ontology annotation, molecular function: ATP binding; protein serine/threonine kinase activity.
ACUAAUUGAGCCUUCUAUUCAACAGACAGAUCGCAACAAUAGAAAGAUAAAAAGUCCCAAAGGAAUUUUGAAUGAAUCACGGGAUAGACAUAAACCUCGUUAACUGCACAGUUGCAUGGUUUAAGAAGACAUCAUCACACUAUAUUCACAGUUCUGCAGACACAGUGACAGUGUUGAGCACUAAUAUUAUGGGAUUCCUAAAUGCUUUGCUCAUAGUAUUUCCCAUCAUUUUCCUGGGUUUGACCUCUGCCACGGACACCCUUACAUCUUCUCAAUCCAUUAGAGACUCAGAGACAGUAGUAACUUCAAACGACAGUGUCUUCAAACUUGGUUUCUUCAGCCCUCAAAAUUCAACACACCGCUACGUAGGAAUCUGGUACCUCUCUGACUCCAACGUCAUAUGGAUAGCUAACAGAAACAAACCACUCUUAGAUUCUUCUGGGGUUUUGAAAAUCUCCAAAGACGGUAACCUCGUGCUAGUUGAUGGAAAAAACCAUGUUAUUUGGUCGUCAAAUGUGUCAAACACUGCAACAAUCACUUCCACCGCUCAACUUUCACGUUCCGGGAAUCUAGUGCUGAAAGAUGACUCCACUGGACAGACCCUAUGGGAGAGCUUCAAGCAUCCUUGUGAUUCAGCAGUGCCAACCAUGAGGAUCAGUGCUAACAGAAUCACAGGUGAGAAAAUACGGUUUGUGUCGAGGAAAAGCGCUUCUGAUCCUUCUACUGGCUACUUCUCUGCUUCCCUUGAACGUUUGGAUGCUCCAGAAGUGUUUUUGUGGAUUAAUGGAACUCGCCCUUAUUGGAGGACUGGUCCAUGGAAUGGUAGAAUCUUCAUUGGGACACCACUGAUGUCAACUGGGUAUUUGUAUGGAUGGAAUGUAGGAUAUGAAGGGAAUGAAACUGUUUAUCUAACUUACAGUUUCGCCGAUCCUUCUUCGUUUGGAAUCCUUACCUUGAUUCCACAAGGAAAGCUUAAAUUGGUAAGGUAUUAUAACAGAAAGCACACGUUGACUUUGGAUUUGGGAAUUUCUGAUUGUGAUGUUUAUGGCACGUGUGGGGCAUUUGGAAGCUGUAAUGGGCAGAAUUCACCAAUAUGCAGCUGUUUGAGUGGAUAUGAACCAAGGAAUCAAGAGGAGUGGAGUAGGCAAAAUUGGACUAGUGGGUGUGUGAGAAAGGUGCCACUCAAGUGUGAGAGGUUUAAAAAUGGGAGUGAAGAUGAGCAAGAAGAUCAAUUUUUGAAACUUGAAACUAUGAAAGUUCCAGACUUCGCGGAGAGGUUGGAUGUCGAGGAAGGUCAAUGUGGAACGCAGUGCUUGCAGAAUUGCUCUUGUUUGGCGUAUGCAUAUGAUGCUGGCAUUGGAUGCUUGUAUUGGACUAGAGACUUAAUUGACUUACAAAAAUUCCAAACUGCAGGAGUUGAUCUCUACAUCCGUCUCGCCCGUUCAGAAUUUCAAUCCAGUAAUGCACAAGAGCAUACUAAUAAGACAAGAGGCAAGAGAUUAAUCAUUGGAAUUACAGUGGCAACUGCUGGAACAAUUAUCUUUGCCAUCUGUGCUUAUCUAGCCAUUCGUAGAUUUAACUCGUGGAAGGGAACUGCUAAAGAUUCGGAAAAUCAGAGUCAAAGGGUGACUGAGGUCCAGAAACCAGCUAAACUGGAUGAGCUACCGCUAUUUGAUUUUGAAGUCGUUGCAAAUGCCACAGACAACUUUCACUUAGCUAAUACGCUUGGAAAGGGCGGUUUCGGUCCGGUGUACAAGGGAUUAUUGCCAGAUGGCCAGGAAAUUGCAGUGAAAAGACUCGCCAAAGCAUCUGGACAAGGUCUAGAAGAAUUUAUGAAUGAAGUGGGGGUCAUUUCUAAGCUACAACAUCGCAAUCUUGUAAAACUUCUCGGAUGCUGUGUUGAAGGAGAUGAAAAGAUGCUCAUCUAUGAGUUCAUGCCAAAUAAAAGUUUAGAUGCAUUCAUCUUUGACCCACUCCGGCAGAAACUGCUAGACUGGACAAAACGUUUUAAUAUAAUUGAAGGAGUUGCUCGUGGCUUACUCUAUCUUCAUAGAGAUUCUAGAUUAAAAAUCAUACAUAGAGAUUUGAAGGCAAGCAAUAUCUUGCUAGAUGCAGAGAUGAAUCCAAAAAUAUCAGACUUUGGUUUGGCUAGAAUAUAUAAAGGCGAGGAUGAAGUUAAUACCAAAAGAGUUGUUGGCACAUAUGGCUACAUGUCCCCGGAAUAUGCAAUGGAAGGACUGUUUUCUGAGAAAUCAGAUAUCUAUAGCUUUGGUGUUUUGUUAUUGGAGAUUAUUAGUGGAAAAAGAAACACUAGUUUUCGUAAUGAUGACCAGUCUCUCAGCCUUAUAGGAUAUGCGUGGAAUCUAUGGAACGAAGACAAUAUUAGUUUUUUGGUUGAUCCAGAGAUAUCAGCUUCAGGAUCCGAGAAUCAUAUUUUUAGGUGCAUUCACAUAGCAUUUCUAUGCGUGCAAGAAGUUGCAAAAACAAGACCAACUAUGACUACUGUGCUUUCGAUGCUUAAUAGUGAGAUUUCCCACCUCCCUCCUCCUAGGCAAGUCGGAUUUGUUCAGAAGCAAAGUUCAUCAAGUUUAGAGUCUUCUUCUCAAGAAAAUCAGUUUAACUCCAACAACCAUGUAACUCUUACCGAGAUGCAAGGCAGAUAACCAUAUGAAUCAUCUUAACUGUAAAAAUAGCUGCCAUUUUAUAUGCUGAAGAUAUUAAAUAGAUGAUUAUUCAAUAAUGUUUAUAGACUAGAAGUCUUGUUUUAUGGAUUAUCAGAAAUCCUUCAACUUGUUAGAAUUGGGAACUUUGGGAUUUGACUUUUCUGGACUUCUAAUAUAACAGUAAUUCUUUAA